AUGAGGAAGAGUGAGAGUGGGGGGUAUGUUAGAGCGGAUCAGAUAGAUCUGAAGAGCUUGGAUGAGCAGCUUCAGAGGCAUCUGAGUAGAGCAUGGACUAUGGAGAAGAACAAGGAAAAGGAGGAAGAGGAGGUUGAAGGAAGGUCCACAAGAAGCAGACAAGAAUGGGAGAUUGACCCCUCUAAGCUUGUCAUCAAGACUGUCAUUGCUCGUGGCACUUUCGGCACUGUACAUCGGGGGAUUUACGAUGGCCAAGAUGUUGCAGUUAAGCUCCUUGACUGGGGGGAAGAGGGACAUCGGUCAGAUGCUGAAAUAGCAUCUUUGAGAGCGGCUUUUACUCAAGAAGUUGCUGUUUGGCACAAGCUUGACCAUCCUAAUGUAACCAAGUUUAUUGGGGCAACAAUGGGAACAUCAGAGCUACAGAUACAAACGGAAAAUGGUCAUAUAGGCAUGCCAAGUAAUGUUUGUUGUGUUGUUGUUGAAUAUUGUCCUGGUGGUGCACUGAAGACUUAUCUCAUUAAAAACAGAAGAAGGAAGCUGGCUUUUAAAGUGGUUGUUCAACUGGCUCUUGACCUUGCUAGAGGGUUGAGCUAUCUGCACACAAAGAAGAUUGUCCACAGAGAUGUUAAAACAGAAAAUAUGCUUCUGGACAAGACACGAACCUUAAAAAUAGCUGAUUUUGGAGUGGCUCGUAUUGAGGCUUCCAAUCCUCAUGACAUGACAGGUGAAACUGGAACCCUUGGUUACAUGGCUCCUGAGGUUCUAAAUGGUAAUCCAUACAAUAGAAAGUGUGAUGUGUACAGUUUUGGCAUAUGCUUAUGGGAGAUAUACUGCUGUGACAUGCCAUAUCCCGACCUUAGCUUCUCCGAAGUGACGUCUGCUGUCGUACGACAGAAUCUGAGGCCAGAGAUUCCACGAUGUUGUCCUAGCUCUCUGGCAAAUGUGAUGAAAAGAUGCUGGGAUGCGAAUCCUGAUAAGAGGCCAGAGAUGGAUGAAGUAGUGUCCAUGUUGGAAGCCAUUGACACUUCAAAGGGUGGAGGAAUAGGGAAGGAAGACUCAGGAUGGAAUGCAUACACAAAAGGUGUGAAAGCCAUAGAUAAUGAAGAGCUCUGCAAUUACUUGUUACUUUGUUGGGCUAUAAUUUUUGUAAAGCUAAUUGUGCUCUCUCCUCAUUGCACCCAUUUUUAUAAUAUUUUCCAUGUAAGUUGUACACUUGACAGUAGUAGCAUGGAUUGUUCCAACACUAAUAUCAAAGUUCUAAUGGGUCAUUUCAUGUCCUAUGAGCCUACGAGUGAUCUGAUUUGGGAACUUCUGCUCAUGUGCAGAAAGACAUGA
Molecule: messenger RNA, 1335 nt
Organism: Sphenostylis stenocarpa
Lineage: Eukaryota; Viridiplantae; Streptophyta; Magnoliopsida; Fabales; Fabaceae
Source: the annotation of a GenBank genome assembly